CUUACCUGUAGUCUGACAAUGUUUCUCUUGACGGCUCUUGUCGUCUUGGCACGCAUAAGUUCGGCCGAGAUACUUGCAAGCAGUCCCCUUUGUGAUAAGCUGCGAGAAGGUCGAGCAACACCCGAGCAGGCCAACUCGACAAUUGGUCCAUGGGCCCAGCGCCAGUUCGACGAAUGGAGAGGUCUCAACGCCACGGGCUUCAGGACAACGGGCUACAACGCAACGGGCUACAACGCCACGAGCCAUAAUGCGACUAGCCAUCGCGCAACCGGAGAUGAUAAUCGGUUCUGGACUUGGUUCCAUCACAAGUGGGCACCUGACGCAGCAGACUCGAUCAUCAGUUGCAAGCUCUCAAAGGUGUGUUCAGCCGUCAGCUGCCAGUUCAUCAACGAUCAGUACAGUCUGGAUGACCAAAUCAAUGCUUACUGGAGCCUUGAAUCCAUCACCAACUUCCACAAUAUGGCCUACGAAAUUAAGGGAGCCAACGAAAAAGCUUGGAAUAGCGUGGAAGGCGAUCUUCCAAACAUCAUCGAUACAUUCUCGGAUGGCAAGAACAUCGAAGCGGAGAAGAAGAGACAUGACAAGCAGUGGAAACUUAUAGGUCACACAAUCACCGGUACCACUCUGGCCGUUGGUGCCGCCUGUACUCUUUUGACUGCUGGUAUGUCUGCGGGCGUAAUUGGCACUGCUGAUGCGCUUGUCAUCGCAGGAACUUCGAUAUCUAAAACGAGCAUUGCUCUUUUCGGUGCUGAAGUGGGCAUGCUUGGAUCCACUGUUACUACGGCCAACAACUUCGGAUCAGAUUUUAUGGGAGGCAAAGACUACGUUGGCAAGAUGGACCGCAUGCUUCGCUCGUCACAGAAGAUCAACCACGACAAAGUGUAUGAUGCGUUUGAUAAGCACAUGUUGAAUAUCAUGUCUGGAGAGACGAAAGGCUCGACAUCGACGUCGACUUUGGUGAAGCUCAUUGAGAGUGGUAGAUACCUUGAACCUGGUAUCCUGACCUUCGAACAUAACGCUGCAUUCCGUCAGCAAUGGACCGCAUCAUUCAUCUCAAGCAUCUGGAAUGUCGAAAGGACAUACAUCGUCAUGUCCGACGUGAAUGGUGGUAGGUGCGACAGUGACACAAGAGGGUUUCAAGGUAUACGCGUCUGCCUGGAAGAAGCACCAAAUUAUGUCUUCUACAUGUUCGCAAAGACACACGUCCGAGAGGGAACGAUGCACAAGGCUUUGAUCCGUGGUCCGCUCGGUCACGGAAACCUCGAAGCAUCCACCAACUACACGCUGACCGAUGUCGUACGUGCAUCGUAUGUAGCUUCCAAGCACUACGGCUACCAUAUUCUUCAUCGGAAGGACAACAUGGUCGACAACUUCUACAGCGUCAACUCGUUUCAAGCUGGCGGAAAAGCUCACGGGAUGUUUAACAUUCCCAUCUUAUACUCUCCAGGAGGCGAGGCGAUCUCUUCCAUCAACUCCAAGAAGAACCGCAACUAUCCUUGCAUGGCUGCAGCUCUUCCUUGGUCGCUCAAUGGCCAGAAGGAGAAUGUUACCAAUGAUGAUGAGCUCGCAGGAGAAGAAGAAGAGACCAACACCACCACUGAGGACGAAUUUACACCCGAGAAUUCAACACGCAAGGCCGUAAUGAAUUCUCUACAACCUAGAGGGGAAAUAUGGGACUGGAUCAAGGAUAAAGCCAAUAGGGUCAAAGACAAGGUCAAAGAAGUUUUCACGACGGGCAAGAACAAAGUCAAGGAAUUAAUCACGGGCAAAGGUGCCGAGAGCGGAGGCACCUGGACCAACAACGACCCCGAAACCAUGUUUCAAUUCCUCAACGUCACCGGCUUGUACAGAUCCAAAGACUGGUGGACCUACUGCCAUAAGAGGGGCGAACAUCACGGCAACCACUGUCGUGGCAACAAGGCAGUCAAUUGGGAAGGCAAGUUUCCUGGUGGCGCGUACAAGAAGAUUAGACACCCUUUUGCGCAUUGCAAGACUCGUGGACAUGAGUUCAAGGGCUGCGAGAGUCCGAACAACAACGGCUUCCAAGAGAACAAAAAUUGUGGUAGUGGCAAGAGCGGCAGUGGUCAAAGUGGUAUGGCAGAAAUGAAGACCUACGACUCGUCAUAUGGUAUGGCGUUUGAUGCGGCGAAUCAUCUGGAUAGAACUGAAGACAUGGAUGAAGCCGAACUAUCGGAUUGGACUGAUGGCAGCGCCAGUGAUGCCGAAGAUGACGCCAGCAUGGAUGAGUUCUCGGAUGAGGGAGACUUCGAGUAGACUGAGGGAGGAGCUUGCUAUGAAAGCGACGUUUGGUAGCUUUGUGAUAGAUGUUGGUGGGACAUGCUGGACUCGGAUAAUGUGAACUUCUAAUGUAUAGUUAUGUUGUUCCUUGCACCCGUGGUCUUUGUUGUGAACUA
This is a messenger RNA of Aureobasidium subglaciale EXF-2481, 2414 nucleotides long. RefSeq lists its product as uncharacterized. The record is from RefSeq and is a predicted model, not a curated record. The transcript has a single exon. The coding region runs from base 19 to 2274 and encodes 751 amino acids. NCBI's taxonomy places the organism in Eukaryota, Fungi, Ascomycota, Dothideomycetes, Dothideales, Saccotheciaceae.